UGAUCAGCUCAUGUCGUGAUAUAAAAUCCAAGAUGACGGACCAAAUUCUGAGAAAUGCCGGGCGUAUUAAAAUUCUGAGAAAUCCAAGAUGGGGACCAAAUUCUUAGAAAUCAGCCAAGAACGGUCAACCUGCGUCCAAGAUAUCCAAAAUGGAGAGCAUGGACACUCCAAAUAACACUUUUUUAUUCACAUCGGAGUCUGUUGGCGAAGGACAUCCAGAUAAGAUAUGUGAUCAAAUCUCAGAUGCUAUUCUCGACGCUCAUCUUAAAGAAGAUCCCAACGCUAAAGUCGCUUGUGAAACUGCGGCCAAGACAGGCAUGAUCUUGCUCUGUGGUGAGAUCACGUCUAAUGCCAGGGUUGACUACCAAAAAGUUGUGCGUGACUGUGUCCAACAAAUUGGAUAUGAUGACUCCAGUAAAGGGUUUGAUUAUAAAACCUGCAAUGUACUUGUGGCUUUGGAACAACAGAGUGUGGACAUUGCUCAAGGUGUGCAUUUAGGCAGACAUGAAGACGACGUUGGAGCAGGAGAUCAGGGUCUUAUGUUUGGUUAUGCAACUGACGAAACAGAAGAACUGAUGCCGUUAACUGUUGUAUUGGCUCAUGGCUUGAAUAGAAAGCUUGCAGAGUGCCGUCGCAAUGGCACCUUGCCUUGGGUGCGUCCAGAUUCCAAGACCCAAGUUACUGUAGAGUACAAGUUUGCAGGAGGUGUGGCUAUUCCUCUACGUGUGCAUACUAUCGUAAUAUCUGUGCAGCAUGAUCCCUCAAUAACCGUAGAGGAACUGAGAAAAGAGUUGAAGACCAAGAUUAUUAAGCCUGUUGUCCCUGCCAAAUACCUGGAUGACGACACCAUUUACCAUCUGCAGCCUUCAGGGUUGUUUGUGAUUGGUGGUCCUCAGGGUGACGCUGGUCUGACCGGGAGAAAGAUCAUUGUAGAUACGUAUGGUGGAUGGGGAGCUCAUGGUGGUGGAGCCUUCUCAGGAAAAGAUUAUACCAAGGUUGAUCGCUCAGCAGCAUAUGCAGCAAGAUGGAUUGCCAAGUCUCUAGUAGCAGCUAAGCUAUGCAGGAGAGUCCUUGUGCAAAUAUCCUAUGCUAUUGGUAUUGCCGAGCCACUGUCAAUUGCAGUUUUCUCCUAUGGAACUAGCGAAAAAUCUGAAGACGAACUGCUUCAAAUUGUUAGAGAAAACUUUGAUCUUAGACCAGGAAGAAUUGUCAAGGAUCUUGAUCUAAAGAAGCCAAUUUACCAGAAAACCUGUGUUUAUGGACAUUUUAAGGAAGGAUUCACCUGGGAAGUUCCUAAGCCUCUCAAAUAUUAACCCACAAACAAACUAAAUCAUCAAUUAAUGGGAAAAAAUCUGAUGCAGCUAUUUUUUUAUUGUAAUUCUUUAUUGAGAUAUUGUAAUUCGUUAUUGAAAUUUGAAUCUUAUCAAAUCUGUGAACUGGUACUUAAGGUGGUAAGCCAGAGCAAAGCUAAAACCCUCUUUCUACUUAAACAUUCAAACCGUAUAUAAGUUUUUAAUUCCAAGAUUUUUUGCUAUGUACUUCAGCAAUUCCACACUUGGCUCUAUACUUGACACAAUUCUACUUCUUCAUACAUCAACUGGCUUUAGAAAUCUUAUGACUAAUGAAUUAUUGAUUUAGGUAAAGUUAACUAGUAUUUUUCUAAUGUAAAUAUAAUUAGAUGCCAAUGGGCCUUUCCACAACUUCAAGCCGUGUUAAAUAUGAGCCAGCUCAAAUUUUACUCAACUUGAAGUUGUGAAAGGCCCAUUGGCACUUUUCUUUAGUCGUUUCAAACAAGGCUCAUAAAAGACCUCUUUGGCUUGGGGUAAUGUUUUCCCAUUUCAGACCACGUGUCAUUCCCUUGAGAAUAAGAUUCUUUGUUUGAGCUGUAUUCAUGUGACUUCUCCAGUGCAACCUAGCGCAAACCUUAAACAAAGAAGUGAUACUCUAGGGAAUGACAUGUGGUCUGAAAUGGGAAAACAUUACGUCAGAGCGUAAGAGGUCUAUUUACCUAUUAUGCAUGUUCUUAUAUGAUUUCUGAGCCCAUUCACACGGCUUACUGCCUCAUCUAUCAUAAAUGUUAUUAAUAUUAUUAAAUACGUCUUGAAUUUUUUUUUUGUUCUUUUCGUUGCUGAUAAAAAAUUGGAAACUUUCAGGCUGUGGCCAGAAGUAAUAAACUUGGUAYUUACUCUA
Actinia tenebrosa (Australian red waratah sea anemone) is the source of this 2190-nucleotide messenger RNA. Its product is annotated as S-adenosylmethionine synthase. Lineage: Eukaryota; Metazoa; Cnidaria; Anthozoa; Actiniaria; Actiniidae. The record is from RefSeq and is a predicted model, not a curated record. Gene Ontology annotation, molecular function: methionine adenosyltransferase activity; ATP binding. Gene Ontology annotation, biological process: S-adenosylmethionine biosynthetic process.